Molecule: messenger RNA, 3603 nt
Organism: Aphis gossypii (cotton aphid)
Lineage: Eukaryota; Metazoa; Arthropoda; Insecta; Hemiptera; Aphididae
Exons: 7
Coding region: 1360-2283 (307 amino acids)
Source: RefSeq, a predicted model, not a curated record
UCAUUCUUAAAAUUAGAGGUUAAAGAUAAAACAUGAUUAGAAGAUUGCUGCUUAAAUGCUUAAUAUUUGACUCAACUUCAAUAAGAAAACAACUUAUAUGGGAACCUUAUAACGGGAAAUAUUCUGGGAAUGUUGAUUUUUGUGAUGAAGAAAGUCCCAAUUUAGCAAGCGAGGUGUUAGUUUUCAUGGUUGUUCUUUUAACCAAGCGUUUUAAAUGUCCGAUAGCUUUUUUUAUAUAAAUAAAAUUAAUAGUAGUCUUUUAAGUAUGCUUUUAUCUUCUGCUAUAAAACAAUUUCAUGAAAUAGGAAUACGAAUAUGGAGUGUGAGUAGUGUGACAUGCGAUGGAGCUUCUGCUAAUGUACAGUGCUUUAAGAAGUUAGGAUGUGAUUUUGAUGUAAAUAAUAUUGAUAAUUUUCGUUGCAAAUUUAUAGUAGAAAAGAAUUUAGAAGUUAAUGUUAUGUUUGAUGCUUGUCACAUGCUAAAAUUAGCUAGAAAUACUUUGACUGAGUUUCCACCUAAAUGCCGGUUGAUGGCGCCAGUCAGUACUUCCCAGCUGAUUUGGAGACUCAGUUUGACUUUGACCAUAGAUAAUAAAGAAAUGGAUGGGCCAUGCUAUUGUACUCAUCUGUGACGGAAGAGAACUUAUGUUACCAAUAUGAAAAAAAUGUUAGUGAAUAUAGGUUUUAUCAGCUUAUUACCAUAAAUAAUAUAUAUAAUAAUACCUAACCCGGUAACCACUGUCUAACCACUGUGGUAACAUAAGUUCUCUUCGAUCACAGAUCGCUCCGUGUAUAAGGUAUAGGCCCAUCCAUUUCUUUAUUAUUUAUGAGUUUGACACACGGACUAAGAUAUAACCUAACCUAACCUAACCUAUAUCUUAGUCUGUGGUUUGAUAUAAUAAAAAAAUAUCAUAGGUUAGGUUAGGAUAUAAAACUAUAUCAUAUUAGGCCGAUGUUUAACGUCCUGUAAUCUGUAUAUCUUUAAUCGUGGUGUUAUCUUAUCUUCUCUACAUCGUGUAUUCCAUGAUGAAAUAAGUUUUAAGUUAUAUUUUAUUGUUAUGUUUUGAUGCUGAUCGUUAAAGACACUCCCAUUUUUAUGUAUAAUGAAAUACUGAAGUGAGACAAUUAAUUAAUAAGUAAGAUAUAUAUUACAAUUUAUAAUUUGCGUGUUAAUUAUUAGUCCUCGGUACACCACAUUGGCGACGAAGAUAAUUCGGUAAUUCAAUAAACCAACCUAAUCAAGUCGGCAUAAAUAAAUCACAAAAACAAAAAUCAUCCAAAAACAGCCAUCUAAAAACAAACUAUUAAAUCAUCUAAUAUCACCAAACAACAAUCUACUUUAACAAAUAUAUCAUCAAAAAUGCAACAUUCUACAAUUAAUCAAGCUGAUCCAAAACGUCAUGUAUCUAAUAACCAACAUAAUAAUACUCCUCUUAAAGAUACUAAACUUACAGCAAUGCAAAUAAUUGAUAGAGUCUUAACAUAUCAACCUAUCAUAGAAUUCGAGGAACCUGAUUGGUCCCUUAUAACUACCUCUAAGAAAAGUCCAGCUAGUCCAAAUAAUUUUAAUUCAAUAAACCAACCUAAUCAAGUCGGCAUAAAUAAAUCACAGAAACAAACAAUCAUCCAAAAACGGCAAAAACAGCUAUCUAAACGAACUAUUAAAUCAUCUAAUAUCACCAAACAACAAUCUACUUCAACAAAUAUAUCUUUAAAAAGGCAACAUUCUACAAUUAAUCAAGCUGAUCCAAAACGUCAUGUAUCUAAUAACCAACAUAAUAAUACUCCUCUUAAAGAUACUAAACUUACAGCAAUGCAAAUAAUUGAUAGAGUCUUAACAUAUCAACCUAUCAUAGAAUUCGAGGAACUUGAUUGGUCCCUUAUAACUACCUCUAAGAAAAGUCCAGCUAGUCCAAAUAAUUUUAAUUCAAUAAACCAACCUAAUCAAGUCGGCAUAAAUAAAUCACAGAAACAAACAAUCAUCCAAAAACGGCAAAAACAGCUAUCUAAACGAACUAUUAAAUCAUCUAAUAUCACCAAACAACAAUCUAUUUCAACAAAUAUAUCUUUAAAAAGGCAACAUUCUACAAUUAAUCAAGCUGAUCCAAAACGUCAUGUAUCUAAUAACCAACAUAAUAAUACUCCUCUUAAAGAUACUAAACCUACAGCAAUGCAAAUAAUUGAUAGAGUCUUAACAUAUAAACCUAUCAUAGAAUUCGAGGAACCUGAUUGGUCCCUUAUAACUACCUCUAAGAAAAGUCCAGCUAGUCCAAAGAAUUUGUAAGUUUCAAUAUUUAUAAUCAAAAAUAGUAUUUAAGUAUUUUCAACGUUAGUUCUAAAUUAAACCACGGAUAAUAUUAUAAUAAUUUAAAUUAUAAUUUUCUAUGAACUGGAUAAGUAAUAUUCUAUGACUGCCGUCGCUUGAGCUGUGAGUAUGUAAAUAUAAAAAAUGGACUCAAAAGUUAAAAUUCUUUUUAUAUGUAGGUAGUAGGUUAACACAGUUAACACAAUUAACCUACAUUUUUAUUGUUCUUCAUCUAAAAUUCUAAAAAGUUUUAUUUGGAUUGUAGAAUCAUCGUUUUAUUAUUUACAUACAUUUAUUGUUUGUAAUCUUUCCACGUAGGUACUAAUUAAAAUUUAAAAUUUGGUAUAAAAUUUUUCUGUCUCGACUUCUAACAAAAGCCUUACUUAGACAAAUUAAAUUGUAUAAUUGUAUAAAUGUUACAUUUCAGAACAUUUUAGAAUAUGUGAUAUUGUAUUGUUAUAUACUAUUUUAAAAUGCUUAUGAGUACUAUGUGUAUAUUUAAGCAUUAUAAUUCUAAUUUUUCAUUUGAUAUUUUAUUAAAAUAAUGUGAUCGGAUAAUGGCUGUAUACAUUUUCUUCAUUCUUAUUCAAGUGCGUAAUACAGUCAGAGUUGGGCAUUUUUCAAUUAUAGUAAUUCAAUUAAGUAAUUUGUAAUUGGUAAUUAAUUAUAAAAAUAUUGAUGUAAUUUGUAAUUGGAAUAAAGAAUUUAAAUUUUUCUUCAAUGUACAUUGUAGGGGAGACUGGGUACAAUUGUAACAAUUUUCAUAAAAUUAUUUAUUUCAAACAGGUUUCAAACGUUUUUGGUUUGACAACACUUUUAAUGGGUUAAGUAACAUGUUGACUUUAUAAAUAUAUGAAUAAUUAGUUUUAUAAAUAUUUAGAUAAAAUACUUACUAUUUAUAGACAGAGUUCUUCAUCAACACUAAUGUGAAGAGAAGAUUCUCUUAUCACGUAACGUACAAAAAUAAAAAUAAUGAUAAAACUUAGUCCAAUGACUAAGUUAACAAAAUAAAAUGUUUGUUUUUUUUUUUACUUUUCGUUGUCAUAAUCACUUUUUGUUAUUUUGCUUGUAAAAUAAAUAUGAUAUCAGCAGUUUGAUUAGGAGAUAAUAAUCAUUACGCAGUGGGACAACGACUGUAUUUAAUGUUUUUUUUUUUUAUUUAAUUUUUUUUUAUAUAAUAAUUAUUAUAUAUUAUUAUAAUAUUAAUAACUAAUACAAUUGUAAUAUCAUUUUGAAAUGUAAUUGGUGAUUGUAAGUAAUUUAGUUAUGUAAUUUGUAAUUAAAAUAUGUUCUACAAUA